CAGAAAUUCUUCAAGAUCUAUAUCAUGUGUUGAUGAUAUAGAAAGUGUAAGUGGUGUAGCUAAACAGGAAAAGGAAGAGAGAGUGGUUCAAUGGAUAGAGACCGGAAGAAAGUGAAAAUGGAGAAGGAAGACGAAGAAGAAAAGAUGGAAAAGCUGUACACAUUUCUUAAAAACGCAAAAGAAAUGCGGAAAUACGUGAUCAGCUCCAUUGAGAAGACGAGACAGGAAGAAGAAAGAGCGAGGGUUUGUAGAUUCCCUUCGUUUCAGCCUGAGGAUUUCGUUUUCAUGAAUGGAGCAGAGGCCAACAACAAAGAAAAAGCAGUUGAUACGAGCUCUUCAGCAUCCAACGAAUACGGCUCUAAGGAAAAGCAAGACGGAUCAGAGACUGACGUUUGUUUAGACUUGAAUCUUUCUCUGUAGUACACAAGAGACAGAGAUCUCUUCAGUUUCUGUACAAGCAACAAAGAAUGCUAAAUAACUAUUAUGUACUAAAAACAAAUUUGCCAUUGGAUUCUAGUUUGGCUUAGAGAUUA
Molecule: messenger RNA, 533 nt
Organism: Camelina sativa (false flax)
Lineage: Eukaryota; Viridiplantae; Streptophyta; Magnoliopsida; Brassicales; Brassicaceae
Product: protein NIM1-INTERACTING 3
Biological process (GO): regulation of systemic acquired resistance
Source: RefSeq, a predicted model, not a curated record